Molecule: messenger RNA, 2439 nt
Organism: Purpureocillium lilacinum
Lineage: Eukaryota; Fungi; Ascomycota; Sordariomycetes; Hypocreales; Ophiocordycipitaceae
Product: mcm2-7 hexameric complex component
Biological process (GO): DNA strand elongation involved in DNA replication; DNA replication; double-strand break repair via break-induced replication
Cellular component (GO): MCM complex; nucleus
Molecular function (GO): ATP hydrolysis activity; single-stranded DNA helicase activity; ATP binding
Source: RefSeq, a predicted model, not a curated record
AUGGCGCUUCGCGAGUUCAAAGCCCCUGUCAAUUAUGACACCCAACAGAAGGCGUUUGAGGAGUUCCUCACAGGGUUCAAGACGUCACCCGAACAUACAAUUGCGACUGCGAUGGGCGACAUAACCAUAGACGAGGAUGAUCUCAGCGACGAGUAUGACUUUAUGGACGACGACGACGAGGCCGGCGCCCGCCGACAGAAGGAGAAAGAACGUCGGAGGACGCCACAGCACAAGUACAAAGAGGUUUUGCAGCAGCUAGCCGACCGCACGUUGGACGAGAUCACGGUAGACCUAGAUGAUCUUCAUGCAUGGGAAGAUGCGAUGGAUGAGAACCUGCGGCUGGUUGACUCCAUCGAGUUGAACACCAAACACUACGUCGAGAUCUUGUCGCGGGCAGUGGACAAGGUCCUGCCGCCACCAAGCACAGACGUUAGCUUCAAGGAUGACGUUCUCGAUGUCCUCAUGUCACGACGCCAAGCCAGAAACCGUGAGCUUCAAGAGGCAGCGGAGCGCGAUCCAACCGUGGAAGAAGACAAAUUUCCCGCCGAGCUCGUCCGACGAUACACCCUCGUGUUCAAACCCAGGUCCGGUACUACCGACAAUCCCGCCAAAGCACUGGCCGUUCGACAGGUCCGUGGCGACCACCUCGGAAAUCUCAUCACUGUCCGCGCUAUUGCAACCAGAGUUACGGAUGUCAAGCCCAUCGUGCAAGUGAGCGCAUACACUUGCGAUCGAUGUGGCUGUGAAAUCUUCCAGCCGGUCAACGAGAAGCAGUACGGUCCGUUGACCAUGUGUCCAUCCGAGGACUGCAAACAGAACCAGUCCAAAGGCCAGUUGAACCCGUCGACAAGAGCGUCCAAGUUCCUGCCGUUUCAAGAGGUCAAGGUUCAAGAGAUGGCGGAGCAAGUCCCUAUCGGGCAGAUCCCGCGGUCUCUCACCAUCCUCUGCUAUGGCAGCCUCGUCCGCAAGAUCAACCCGGGUGAUGUAGUCGACAUCUCGGGAAUUUUCUUGCCCACACCGUACACUGGCUUCAAGGCGAUGAAGGCCGGCCUACUGACCGACACAUACCUGGAGGCGCAUCACAUUCAUCAGCACAAGAAGGCGUAUAGCGAGAUGAUCAUCGACCCCCGUCUGGUCCGACGAAUCGAAAAGUAUAGACAGACCGGGCAGGUCUACGAGCUGCUCGCAAAGUCUAUCGCGCCGGAAAUCUAUGGCCACCUCGACGUCAAGAAGGCUCUUCUACUGCUUCUCAUUGGCGGUGUCAGCAAGGAGAUGGGUGACGGUAUGAAGAUCCGUGGAGAUAUCAACAUUUGCUUGAUGGGCGACCCUGGUGUUGCCAAGUCACAGCUAUUGAAGUAUAUCUCCAAGGUCGCCCCUCGCGGUGUGUACACGUCUGGUCGCGGUAGCAGCGGAGUUGGUCUCACUGCCGCGGUCAUGCGUGACCCUGUGACGGAUGAGAUGGUCCUCGAGGGCGGUGCCCUGGUCCUGGCUGACAACGGCAUCUGCUGCAUCGACGAAUUUGACAAGAUGGACGACAAUGACCGGACGGCCAUCCACGAAGUCAUGGAGCAGCAGACGAUCUCUAUUUCCAAAGCCGGCAUUUCCACCACGCUUAACGCUCGAACAUCGAUCCUUGCCGCGGCUAACCCUAUUUACGGCCGAUACAACCCUCGCAUUUCUCCAGUUGAGAACAUCAAUCUCCCCGCCGCCCUCCUCUCCCGUUUCGAUGUCCUCUUCCUCCUUCUCGACACUCCGUCGCGCGAGUCUGAUGAGCAGCUCGCCAAGCACGUAGCAUACGUGCACAUGAACAGCCGUCACCCGGACAUCGGCACGGACAACGUUGUCUUCAGCCCCCACGAGGUCCGCUCGUACGUAGCUCAAGCUCGAACUUACCGGCCCGUCGUUCCCGAGUCGGUGUCAGACUACAUGAUCAAGACAUAUGUUCGUCUGCGAGAUCAACAGAAGCGGGCGGAGCAGAAGGGCAAGCAGUUCACGCAUACUACUCCCCGUACACUCUUGGGUGUAGUGCGCCUCGCGCAGGCAUUGGCCCGUCUUCGCUUCAGCAAUCAAGUCUCGCAGGACGACGUUGACGAGGCGCUGCGACUGGUUGAGGCUAGCAAGGAGAGUCUGAACGCCGAGGUUGGCACCGGCCGCAGGGGUCUCAAUGCCAGCAGCAGAAUCUACAACCUUGUGAAGGCGCUGGCUGAUUCGGGUGCUUGCCGAGCCGACGAUGCGGACGAUGAGGAGGAUCUGGGCGUGGAGUUGAGCAUGCGAAAGGUCAAGGAGCGUGUCAUUGCCAAGGGGUACACUGAAGAUCAGUGGUUGAGCGCCCUGGAAGAGUAUACCACUCUGGACGUGUGGCAAACUGCUGGAAACGGCUCAAGGCUGGUGUUCGUCACGGCUGGCAACGAAGAUCAAGAGGACGAUAUGGACGAGUAG